Molecule: messenger RNA, 602 nt
Organism: Ceratosolen solmsi marchali
Lineage: Eukaryota; Metazoa; Arthropoda; Insecta; Hymenoptera; Agaonidae
Product: transmembrane protein 80
Exons: 1
Coding region: 67-492 (141 amino acids)
Biological process (GO): non-motile cilium assembly
Cellular component (GO): ciliary transition zone
Source: RefSeq, a predicted model, not a curated record
GCAAAUUUAAUAAGAAUUAACAAAACUAAUAUACGUUAUUUGUUUGAUUUACAAAAUAAUAGUCAAAUGUCGUCAGCAGUUAUACUUUCAUUAUUAUAUCAAGUGCUUCUGUAUCUAAAUAUGUUUUACUUUGGAAUGUUUGCAACUUGCGAGUUCUGUAUGAAAUGUGUCAAAGCAUAUAACUUCCCUACCAGUUUUGGUACGAUAUCAAUGGAGUUUGCACUGCUACUUUUUCUUAUAACCACGGAAGGCAUAAGAAUUUACUUGGGUAGAAAAGGAAAUUUAUUGGAUCAUGGUUUACCAUUUCUAUUAGGAAUAGCCUUGAACGUGCCUAGUACCUUAGCUACUCUUUACUUUUUAUUCUGGCAAGACAGAACCUUAAGAUUGGAACAAAUUUUAUGUGGAAUACAAAUUGUACUACUUGCGUCGGAACUUAUCGUUGCGAUUAUGUUUCUGGUAGCAGUUUAUAGACGACCACCUCCAGAAGGCUGAAUUUUUAUAUAACACGUAUACUAUCAUAGACCAAAGAUUAAGCAUGAGUCAUUAUUUAUAUUUAUAUAUUUAUUACCGAAUACUUAUUUUAAAGCUUGUUUGUCACAUUA